Messenger RNA from Sapajus apella (tufted capuchin), 4160 nucleotides. It is a transcript of the gene FAM53A, whose product is annotated as family with sequence similarity 53 member A. The transcript is spliced from 5 exons. Bases 2355 to 3533 code for a protein of 392 amino acids. The record is from RefSeq and is a predicted model, not a curated record. Gene Ontology annotation, biological process: protein import into nucleus. Gene Ontology annotation, cellular component: nucleus. Lineage: Eukaryota; Metazoa; Chordata; Mammalia; Primates; Cebidae.
CAAAGUGCUGGGAUUACAGGCUUGAGCCACCGCGCCCGGCCAGUGAGGCCUAUUUUUAAAAUAAAAUCUGAGUUCUUAUUUUUUCAAGUUGUAUUGUGGCUGCUGUCGCCUUUCUAGGGUUAUAUGUGUGCUUUGUGUGACCAGGAGGUUUCAGAGGGCAGGUGAGCAAGCCCCUCGUGGUGCAUGGUUGAAGGAAGCUGGCCCCUUUCCUUGCAGGAGUGGGUGGUGGGAUUAGGGAGGGAGGCCAGCUUGUCAGCCAUAGAGCCCCAUCCUGUGAGGGCUCUGAAGCUGGGACGGAGGUGAGUCUGGGCCCUGGCCGUGAGCUGGCACCCCAGUUGCUGUGGCUUUUCCCCAGCUGACCUCCGGCCAGUAUUGGGUAUGCAGUGUGGCUGGCUCUGAUCUGUGCUCCUUAGUUUGAGACAGUUUGAAUGGAGCCCCUGCUGCGGAGAGACCUUCUGAGGCAUCACAGUGGGCCUGGCUGGCCCUGGCCUGGCGCACGGCACCCCUCUUGGAGUCCAGGGUUCUUGGCUGUGGGCUGGAGGUGAUGGUGGCUGCCAAGGGUGGUGGGAGUGGUCAGCGCUGAGCGUGCAAUUUCAGAUCCAGUGAGCCACACAGGCACAGCCUUUAGCUGAUGUGGUGUGUCCCCUGGCUGGGAGCAGCCCCAUGGGUGGUGGCGCCUGUCAGGACCUGUGCCUGUGUUUGAUCGCCCAGUUCUCUGGGCCUGGCAGCCUCAGGGCUGUACCUGCUGACGGGAAGGCCUCGAGCCAGGCCAGGUGGCCCGCUGUGCACGUAGCUGUUGUGUUGGUGGUGGCGCCUUUUCCCUGCCCCUUGUUCAGGAAGAUGCUGGCUUUUGGGUUCUGGGGAAAUGCCUGUUGGUUCCUGUUGAGAGCAGGUGUAUAUGUACAUUUUAAGCAUGGAAUGCGGGUAUUAACCGUGUUGAAACCUUUUCAGCACUGGCAGAAAUGUGCCUGUGAGUCUCCUCUGGCCUCUUACUUUACUGGACGGUGCCAUGAACUUGGAUGCUGCCUGCCUUCCUAGUGUGGCUUUCAUGGCUGGGCAGUCCUUCUGAUGGGAUGGCUCACGUGGCUCCCACAUGGCAGGCUUUUGGGGCAGAUGCUCGUGAGUGGUGCUGCCACGAGCACCUCACCUGGGUUUGAGGAACGAAGCAAACAGAUAUUUUUCACCAGUGCACUGGGAACGUUGAAAAUGUUUUUUAGCCAGGCGCGGUGGCUCUGGCCUAUAAUCCCAGCAAUUUGGGAGGCUGAGGAGGGCGGAUCACAGGGUCAGGAGUUUGAGACCAGCCUGGCCAGCAGGGUUGCCUUUGUUGGUGGAGGUACAGCCUAGGCUUUGGCGUCCUUGCCGAGGGCAGCCCGUGGGCCCCAGGAGACGGGCUGGAAGCCAGAGCCAGGCAGCAGCUGAGGAAGAACACCCUGGAGGUUGUGUGCAGGUGCCGUCACUGGUGUCUUCACUACCAGGCACUUUUCUUUUUCUCUGGAGUUCCUUUUUAAGGGUGUCCUGGUCUUCACGGAGGUGCACUGUCACUCUGAGUGCAGAGGCCGCUGCCGGAGAAGGUCUCCCCUUCCCACUGGUGCUCUCGUCCAUCUUGCUGGUUUUGCUUGUUUGCCCCCGCUCAUCUGUUUUGGCCUCUGUUGGGUCUGAACUAGGUGGCCUUGGCAGCUGUCACACCCAACAGUGGGACCCUGAGAAGGGUCGAAGCUGGGGCAGGUGGGGACACGCUAGGCACAGGGCCACCUUGCUGGGUGCCUUGGCCAGUUAGUGUCUGUUGGGAGCAGCCCCAGGGCUGCCCUGCAGCCUCUGCCUGCAGUAUAGUUGGGGCUGCCCAUGCCUGGGGCUGGAGCGCUCAGGGCCUGAAACACCCCCUGAGUCCUUGCUCUUCCUCAGCCGGCCCCUUGCUGUCAGUAGGCUGGGUGCAGACCCUGGCAGGCUCCCUGUGCCCCAGCUUCAUUGCAGAGCGCUUGCCCAGCUGGCUGGUGUGGGGGUGAGGGUGGUGUUUGGCCACUUGGAGCAGAAGGGGAUGGAUAGUCAGGGUUUCUGCAUUCCUGGCUUGAUACUGGCUUUCCAGCAGCUUUCCAGCUUCCAGAUGUCCUUGCCAUUGUCUCCCGUCCUGUUUUCUCUUUUGGAGCAGGGGCCUGGGGUGGCCUUCUUUCAGUGGAGGCUUCCGGAGGAAACAGACACAAAUCCUGAAGAGCCUGUGGGUGUGGACCGUUCAUCAGUAAAGUGGAGACAUGACCUUGAGAUUUGGUUCAGAUCUAGCAAUGCCGGGGCCUUCUCAAGUCUGAUGUUCCAGGACUUCAGUGCCUGUUGGUGUGAACGGAGGACACAGGGCUCCGACCAUGGUCACACUCAUCACGGAGAAGCUGCAGAGCCAGAGCCUGGAUGACCUCACCUGCAAGGCCGAGGCUGGCCCGUAUUCUGCUGAAACCCUGAACAAGAGUGGUCGUCUCUUUCCUUUGGAGCUCCAUGACCAGAGUCCCUGGAAGGUCUUAGGUGGAGGACGGCCUGUCGGGAGCCAGGCAGCCGUGGGCCCUGAUUUCUCCUUCCUGCCGGGCCUGUCUGCUGCGCACACCAUGGGUCUCCAGUGGCGGCCAGAGUCCCCAGGCCUAGGUGCGGUCCUGGGUGCAGCCAGCACUGUAGACCCCAGUGAAGGCACAGGGCCGUCCACGGCGCCGCCCACCAAGCGUCAUUGCCGGUCCCUGUCAGAACCCGAGGAGCUGGUGCGCUGCCGGUCCCCCUGGCGCCCCGGUGGCUCCAAGGUCUGGACUCCAGUCUCCAAGAGGCGGUGCAACAGUGGUGGGAGCGCCACGCUGCAGGGAAGCCCGGGCGCCGUUCUGCUGAGGAGUACCCUGUGGUUGGCCAGCCCCACCUUAUCUGCCACGCCCCGGCCGUCCUCUGCCAGCAGCGGCUUCGUGGACAGCAGCGAGGGCAGUGUAGGCUCAGGUGCGCCUUGGUGUUCCACAGAGCCCUGCUUGCUCUCUGUGAGACGCCGCCUGUCCCUCUCACAGGAGCAACUCGCAGGCGCGGGCACCCCCCUGCCCUCGGCCAGCAGCAGCCCCACGUCCACCCCUGAGCUGGGCCGGCCCCGCGGGCUGCUCCGCUGCCGCUCACAGCCAUGUGUGCUCAGUGGGAAGAGGAGCCGGCGCAAACGGAGGCGCGAGGAGGACGCUAGGUGGACGCGCCCAUCCUUGGACUUCCUGAAAAUGACACAGACUUUAAAAAAUUCAAAAAGCCUUUGCUCCCUCAAUUACGAAGAUGACGACGAGGAUGACUCCCCAGUGAAGACGGUUCUGACCGCUCCAUGUGACUCGCGGGGCCUCCCAGCCAUUGCCAUGUCUGGCUGCAGCCAGAGGGGCUGCAGGACCAGCACCGGCCGGUGGGCCUCGAGGGAGUCUGUGGCCGGUGAUGGCUCCAGCAGGAACAACGGGGACCCCAGUGAUGGGGACAGCGCCGGGGAGGAGGGUGUCUUCCCCCGGGCCCGAGAGGAGCUGGACCUGGAGCAGAUCGAGAAGAACUGAGGCUGGGGGGAGCUGUUUGGGGCAGCAGGUGCCGCCCCCACCUGCCCUGGUGCACAGAGUAGGCCUCACGCUACUUUGAACACUGAGGCAUGAUUUUCAUUCCGCUUUUCCUAAAGAAGUAUUUUGCAUUUUUAUGGCUUUUGCAGUUCGGGAGAGAGCUUCUCUAUUUUGGAUGCAUUUCAGAAGGGCGUUCUAUUUAACAUGAAUCUGCAAAUAGAUUAGCACGGGUCUGUGUUCCUCAUGAAAAGCCUGCCAUGCAGGGCGCCUUGCGUGCUUUAGUUGCUGGGAAAGCCCAAGCCUGGUGGUGAGGGCCCCGCUGGCCCUGUGUGUCCCUCCCUCCAGAGGAUCACGACGCUUGGGGCUUGUGCCAGGGCAUCUGUGCCCGUGAAUCUUGUCACCCACACACCAGUGAACUGCCAGCUGUGGCUGCCUGGCUUUCCACUGGUAGCGGUGAGACCAUUUGGGGCAGGCCGAGCUGCCAUGAGUCCAUGGUUCCUGUGGCCUGGGAAGGCCUGGGCGCCUUUGGGUGGGGUGUGGCGCCAGGCCUUUGGGAAGGCCGUCCUGCUGGCAGCACCUGGCAGCACCCACUCUGUGAAUUUAAUAAAAGGCGCUUGCUUUGCACUAUGA